Paecilomyces variotii is the source of this 637-nucleotide messenger RNA. RefSeq lists its product as hypothetical. Bases 145 to 507 code for a protein of 120 amino acids. Lineage: Eukaryota; Fungi; Ascomycota; Eurotiomycetes; Eurotiales; Thermoascaceae. The record is from RefSeq and is a predicted model, not a curated record. The transcript has 4 exons.
AGAGACAAUUGUCUAUUUGAUUAUCAUCAUCAAGUUAGUUCACUAUCGGGUGUAUACAACUACCUCAUCUCUCUAUAAAGAAGAUAUUACCUCACACACAUACACACACACAAGUCGGAGAUCGACUUGAAACAACCGGCACACAUGGCAUCCCGGACGGCACAAACCGCAGCAAAGUCUGCGAAACGACAGAAUGAGUUUGGAGCUGAUCUCUGGGUGAAGGAUCAGUCCAAGACCUAUAGACAUCCCACAGGUGGUCGUGGCAUGUUCGCGGGUCUUCAGGACGCGAAACACUACAAUGUCGAGGGUGGAUGGGCGAAACGAGCCCCGGAUGAGAGGCCGGGUUUCUUCUCAUGGCUUUAUAAUAGGAUUCGUCUACAUCAGCGUCGUCCCCCCUGGCUGACCCGACCAGCCCCAGACGACCUACGACUCUUGGAAUGGAUAUUUGAUGGGCUGAUUUGGAAAUAUGCAUUGCAUUGCUUCUCUGAGUUUGCUUUUGCGUUUUAAUCUGGUCUUGUCUUUAGCGGCGUCGUUUGCAUUCGCGUGGCUGUGGUUAUUUGUAGAUGAUUAUUUAUUGUUUGAUGAACUUGUUCUGGUUAUGUGGAGUAUAUGAUGGAAUACAAGAUAAAUAUAGUAU